Molecule: messenger RNA, 600 nt
Organism: Sycon ciliatum
Lineage: Eukaryota; Metazoa; Porifera; Calcarea; Leucosolenida; Sycettidae
Exons: 3
Coding region: 1-600 (199 amino acids)
Source: RefSeq, a predicted model, not a curated record
AUGUGUGGUGCCAAUGCUAGUGCGGAGAGUUGUGACCAGCUGACAUUGGCUGAUCAGGCCGAGAUCUCACGGCUGCAGAGAGAAAAUGAAGACCUUCGUGCGAUGUUGCCAAGCCGGGAAGAAAUGCGACUGAUGCGUUCUCAAGUGGAGGACGCAACAGCUAUGAAGAAAAGCUUUGAGGGCCUGUACGUUGAGCACAAACGCCAAUUGUUGGAAAUGGCACAGGAGAAGAGUGGUCUUGAGCGACAGUUAACGGAAGCCAAGGAAAAAGAGCAGAAAACGCAGCACUUACUUGACACAGAAUGUGGAACAUCAUCUUCACUUCAACAGCAGCUACAACUGAGCGAGGAGAGUUUAGCUACUGCUGCCAAAGAGAACACAUGCCUGUCCAAUGCGAUGAAUGAUGGCAUAUCUGAGAUGAGAGCACUGAAAUCACAAGUGUUUGAACUUCAACAACAACUUAGUGUUUCCAGGCAUGAGCUGGAGGCAAGCAAUGAUGCUGCAGCUACUCAGAAAGAACACCUGCUGGAGCAGGUGGGUGAGUUACGUCUUAAAAAUGAAAAUCUCUCAGAAAGCAUCGAAAACUAUCUCAAACGAUAG